CUGGAAAUCACAGCACAGCCACCGUUGAGAACGGCAAAGCAGCAUCGACAUAGCGUACAUACAUCGAAUAUGCAACAACUACAGAUCAGUUCUCAAAAUUGUCUGUUGCAGGAUCCAUCGCCUUCAAACGGACCGCAACGUUCCACGUCUUCCGAUUACUGCAGAGAAGAGCGCAGGGAUACUUUGGUAAAAAGUAACAAAUUCCUCAAAUGGCUUGGAAUUGGAAACGCUGGGACGGACAAAAAGGAUAUGAAGAAUCGUAGAAUGAGCACUUUUACAUGA
Messenger RNA from Haemonchus placei, 282 nucleotides. Lineage: Eukaryota; Metazoa; Nematoda; Chromadorea; Rhabditida; Trichostrongylidae. The record is from the annotation of a GenBank genome assembly.